AUGGCUUCUAGCCUGGACAGAGAGAAGCAGGAGGCGACGUUCAUCGAGAACGCCCAUGGUUCCCACACCGAUCCUUCGCUGAAUCUAGAGAAAGAGCGUACCCUAGAAGGCAUUGACGUCACAAACCGAUAUGCCAUCAAGGGCGACGACUCUGACGGGAAAGUGAUUUGGAGCGCGCGGAGCAUCUUCGCAGCUAUCUUCCUUGCGGGUCUAUACACGGGCUCCCAGAUCAUCCUCUACUUUACUGGCGGGUCCCUCAGCUUCAUCGAAGAUGACCUUGACCUAGCAAGAGGAUCUGCAUGGUUGCCUACCGCGAACAUUCUUGCAAUCGCGGCCGCUUGUCCGUACGCCGGCUACCUCCAGGACCUUUUUGGCAAGCGGUACAUCGCCCUCUUCGGCUCUUUCUGCAUUUGUCUCGGCUGUCUCCUCAUGGGUACCACGCACUCUUUUGGCCAAGCCCUCGCUGGUAUGGCCAUAUCAGGCGUAGGUGCAGCAAUUGGAGAAUUGACCGGUCUCGCUGGACUUGCUGAAAUCGUCCCCGUCAAGUACCGUGGCUACUCCCUCGCGCUGGUUACUGCCUUCGUCAUUCCCUUUUGUCCUUAUCUCAUGUACGUCGAGAUGUGGUCGCACCAUGAUACGAAGGUCGGCUGGCGAUGGGGUCCUUGGACUUCGCUCAUCUACAACGUCAUCAUCGGGAUCGGCCUUCUGUUCUCCUACUUCCCUCACAACCAUACCCGUGUCGAGGGGUUCUCCCGCCGGGCAAUCCUGAAGAGGAUCGACUACGUCGGCGGUGUCUUGUCCAUCACAGGAUUAACCCUAUUCCUCGUUGCUCUGCAGGCCGGUGGUUACACUCAUCCGUGGAAGAGCGCCUACGUUAUGUGUACGCUUCUCAUCGGUCUUGCCCUUGUUGCAGCAUGGGUAGUCUAUGAGUGGAAGUUCGCUCGCCACCCCAUGGUCCCUGGUGAACUGUUCAAAGGACAGCGCAUCGUCGGCCUAGCAUACGUCGUAGCCUUCGCCGCCGGCAUGAACUUCUUCAGCAUCCUCAACUUCUUUCCAGUUACAUUCUCUUCCGUCUACGCACCGGACCCUGUUCAAGUCGGCCUGAAGGGUAUCCCGCCUGCAUUUACAACCACAAUCGGCGCUAUCGGAUUCAAUGCCGCACUUUCCACAUUCCCAGGCCACAGUCGCGAGAUUUUGCUCGUCGCUGUACUGUUCAUGACAGCCUUUGCGGGCUCACUCGCAUGUAGCACGCCCGAUAACCCGAAACUCACUGUUGCGCUCGGUUCGCUGGCUUCCUUCGGUGUGGGCGGCGUCCUCGUUCCUGCAGCGACUAUAGCAAUGAUAGUUUGCCCAGAUCAAGUCAUCACCACAGCGGCUGCCCUUUCGCUCUCCAUCCGCACGGUCGGCGGUUCCAUUGGGUACUCAAUCUACUACAACAUCUUCGCAACAAAGCUCACUCAAAAGCUUCCUAUCUACGUCGCCGAAUAUGCUCUCAAAGCCGGCCUGCCUGUUCCAUCCCUUGAAGCUUUUGUGGGCACAUUCUUGACGGCACCGAAAGGCCUCGCGGAGAUUCCGGGCGUAACGCCAGCGGUGAUUGCGAGCGCAACGAAGGGAACACAGUGGGCGUAUAGCCAGAGCUUGAAGUAUGUGUGGUUCACGAGUAUUGCGUUUGGGAGUAUUGCGAUUGUUUGCACGUUGCUUCUGCCAAGCACGAAGAAGUAUCAGACGAAUCGUGUAGCAGUACAGAUCUAA
This is a messenger RNA of Trematosphaeria pertusa, 1752 nucleotides long. Its product is annotated as MFS general substrate transporter. The coding region runs from base 1 to 1752 and encodes 583 amino acids. Gene Ontology annotation, molecular function: transmembrane transporter activity. Lineage: Eukaryota; Fungi; Ascomycota; Dothideomycetes; Pleosporales; Trematosphaeriaceae. The record is from RefSeq and is a predicted model, not a curated record. Gene Ontology annotation, biological process: transmembrane transport. The transcript has 5 exons.